GACAGCUGCCGCGCACCUGUAAUCACACUCCGCUGGUCUCUGAGCGCAGACCGACGACGAGUUUGGGACUCGGCUGGGACAGUGCAUGAGUUCUGUCUCUUCAGUCUCUGAAGUUCACAGAGACAACGUGCUGACUUCCCUUCACCUGCCGCCCCUCUGCCACGUCUGUGUUUCCUCACGUGGUGUCUUUAGUCCCGGUGGCCAGCGUCUCUGGCAGCGGGAGUUUCAGCCGUCUCUGCGGUAAACACGCCGCCGCUUCUCCCUGCCUGGAACCGGAACCCUGUCGUCCGGACUGGAGUUUCUGAACUGAGGGUCGAGGCCUGGAUUUCAACUCUUUCGCGCAGACAAGACACGCGGACGGACAUGUUGCCAAAGUCUCGUCUGGGGAAGCGUUCUCCUCUCGGGGCGUUGGUGAGCUCCACCUGCCCGGCGGCGGGCCAGGAGACGGGAGAGACCGGCGUAACCGCGGCAACGGCAGCAGGACAACAGCCCAUCGGCAGAGUCAAAGGCCAUCCCGGGCUGAAGGUGUAUUUUCAGUGUGGAGGAGGAGGUGAAUCUCCAGGUGUGGCGGAUCAGCUGGACCUCAUGCAGAGGGACGUUUCUGGCUGGUCUUCGUCUCAUCCGUCCUCCUCCUCGGUGCCUCCGUCCUGCGGCAGAUCGGUCUCCUCCUGCAUCGACGUCCCCCGAAGUCAGAGGAGUCCAGAGGAGGUGGAGAUGGACGAGCUGAUGGCAGCGAUGGUUCUCAGCAGUUUGUCCUGCAGUCCUCUGCUGCACAGCCCCGCCCACCCAGACACAGCAGCUCCUCCGAUGGACUGUGGAGGCGGCGAGCUCUCUGACAGCGGCAGCAGCGGCUACUGGAGCGUCGGCCACGGCAACGGAAGCCCAGCCCCGUCUCCACCAAUCGCAGAGCCCGCCCUCAGCCUGGCCACGCCCCCUGACGAAGGACUGGACAUGGAGCUGGAGCAGGUGCUGUUCGACGAGCCGGCGCCGCGGAAACGCAGGAACUCGGUGAAGGCGGCCUACAGGUGUCUGUGGCCGAGCUGCGGGAAGGUGCUGACGUCAGUGGUGGGAAUAAAACGUCACAUCCGGAAAACACACCUGUGCCGCGGUGCCGAACACGAGCGUUGUUCCCGCAGCGAGGAGGAUUUUUACUACACUGAGAUUAACCAAUGGGACCAGCAGCAGCAGCAGUGUCCUCCACUUCCUCUCCUCUUUGGCCCCGCCUCCCCUACCUACUCCUCCUCCCCCCCCUCACCUCCCAGCCCUCCCCCUCCCUCCCCGCCGUCUCCCCCUCCACCAGCCUGCAGCGCUCUGAGUCGCUCCGCCCCCUCCUCCUCCUCCGGCAGCUUAUUGCAGGUCCAAUCAGAGCACUCCUAUCAGGCUCCACCUCCCGGUCAUGUGAUAUCAGCAGCAGCUGCGAACACACCCUCCUGUCGUUGGACGGCCCCGCCCACCAGCUGCCUCAGACAGGGGUUGGCCGUGGGUUUGGCGUUUCGGGUGCGUUCGGUCAGUGUCGGAGAGCAGUGGCUGCAGCAUCAGAGCGCCCCCUGCAGGAGGAUUCGCGGUGAAGCCAAGAAAUGCCGGAAGGUUUACGGCAUCGAGCACAGAGACCAGUGGUGUACGGCCUGCCGCUGGAAGAAAGCCUGCCAACGCUUCCUGGACUGAGCCGAGGAAGAAGGAGAGGAAGAGGAGGAAAAACAAGGACUGGAGCAGGCUGUAAACUUCAGCCUCACCUGGUGGAUGCUUUCUGCUUUCUUAUGUCUGAAAACAGAAAUAUUUUGUUGUUUUUUUACUCUUUCUACAUUCGCUUUUUUCAUUUUGAAUGUAUUUUGUAGAUGUUGUGUCCUGUCAUUGCUUUUCGAUGAACAGAUUGGGGCAGCUAUGAUGUGACCUUUGACCUUGAAGCAGCCGAGUGAGUUUUAUGCGUCCGUCCGACUCUCCUCAGGUGCUCUUAACAAAACCAGCCUCUGUGUCGGGAUCCAUGUGUAUUCCAGUUUAUUAGCCAAUUCAUUUACAUAUUCAGUAACCAUGGAAACGCUCAGCUCAGGCCAGGAUUCGUUGUGAUGAAGGUUAGUGGGCUAGCCGGCUUAACUUUGGGCUUAACCCUGAGUUUGAGUUCUCACAAAGCUGGCUCCGGUUCAGACAGUGCUGACUAACACCAACAAGGAAAAAAGUAUUCCUGUUUAAGAGUCGAGUCCAAAAGACUUCCUGUCUGUCUAUAAGUCAGACUUGUUGUCAGCAUAAAUCACGAACAGGAUCAUUAUUCGUAUUCGUUUGGUGAAAGUCUCUCCCGGUAUUUCUUAUUUAUUUAACAGUCGUUCAGCGCAGCACCUGGACAACACGAGGCAGCUUUGUGACUUUCUCAACAAUAUGGAAAUAGAAAGGAUUCCCUCUGGAAGGCAAAGCUAGUUUACCGAGCUCAGAGCUAAUCUACAGAAUGAAAUACAUGAGUUUGAUUUACCGAAACGAGGUCCUCUAAGGGCCUCGUUGGUGCUGUACGGGCCCCUGGAUGAAUCUGCAGUCUGAACAUAAAGAACUGACUCAGGAGCAGCUUCGAACCCUGACACACCAAACUGGCCAUCAGGCGCCGUCGACUAUCUGUAGUUACUGCGGUGUUUCCGGCAUUUUGGCACGAAUCGGCCCUGUUGGAGGCCCGUCUGACGGGGCAGUUGGUUAGGAGCUGGAUGUACUGCAGAAUGGACUCGGACAGUUCUGGUAUAUUCUACAUCGCACGUCUUCACACAUUUGUCAGCGUGCGAGGUUGAAAUUUACGUCACUCGAACCUCUCGGGACGCGGAAGUAUAAUUUGUGCUUUUGAUCGGUGAUUUUGGGUUUGGGUUAAAUGUUAAUAAACACGCCGUGCUACAAGUCACUGUAUGAAACCAGACCAGAUCUUUGAGUGAACAUUUUACUGACAUUUCCUCAUUAUGUCAACAGGAUCCUGUCGGGUUUACGCUUCCUUCUAAACGUAUUAGCUGUUGAAAAUUAGUUGUAUAUAAAUGUAACUUCUGAGACUGUACUUACUGCUGGUCCUCCGUUGAUGUAUUAAAGCGUCACUUCACCACCUUCAAGAUCAGAUAAGACAAUCCUUUAUUGAUGGGUUGUGGUUAGUAUCAGUUUACAUGUCCUGGGGAAUCCUCCUCAGCCUGUGAACUGGAGGCGUGGAGUUUUACCAGGCAGGGAGGCUCUAAUUAAAGACACUAUCCAGGUGCAUUGUGGGAAACGUAGGCUCCAGUGUUUUUGGAAUUUGACUCAUACUAGGGACUAAAAGUCAGGAUUUUGACCAAUUUUUUUUGUCUGUGUCAUCGUCUUCCAACUUCAAAGGGGUGCAACACUUCACACUGUUCAUAUUUUAUCCGUUUGUUUCGUUAAAUGAAAGUUCGUUGUGUCUUUUCAAACACAGCAGAUUGGCGGAGGCGGGUAAACCAUACUUCUGCUACUCAUUUUUUCAGACUUUCCUCCGAUCUUUGCUUUUUUUUCUGGUGAAUAGGUGGAUACGUUCACCUCUUCACUCAGUAACACUUUACUUUCAGUCCCCUCUUUACCAUUCAUAAGCAGCAUAAACAGUUAGUGGUUUAUAACACACUAUAAUAUAAGCAGAUUUAAAUGUUUAUUCAUUAACUCCUCCUGUGGACACACAUAAGUGGAGGCUUCUGUAUGAACAGAUAAUUAUUGACAAUAAAACAGCUGUAAUGAUAUAAAAUGUUUUCAUAUAAGUUAUGUAUUAUUAUACAGUACUAAACACUUACAAUGUCCUUAUAUCUGCUUACAACUACAUUAAACACUUAAUAAAUGUUUAUAUUCAGCUUUAAGGCACCGAACAGGUUGGAAAUCACUGCUGUAGACUGUAGUCUUCGUGGUGCGUUCAAGUGCAGCGUUAAGACGCGUGGCGUUGGAUAGUCAGCGCUCGUUUUUUGUUUGUUUUUUUUUUAAAGGUGGCCUCGGUGUGUCAGGGCUCUGCUCCACAGACGCUCUGCAAAGAGUCACGCCGAGUUUUAUUUUAACGCCAUUAGUCAAAUCAGGUGUCAAAAUAUUUUGUCCUGUUCGUCUCAGCAUCUCAACUAAAUAUCAGACUUCACUGUAAAUAUCAGCAUCGCUCUGUUCCUCCUCUUUUUAAUUUCCCAUCAGCCCUUUCUCCACGUGAGCUUCAGUUAAUGUGUUUGUUUGGAAGCAGAAGCCAUUUCCACACGCAGUAUUGAUCAAGAGGUCUGUUUAACUUCAAAUAAAAACACACAAUGUUUUACACUGAAUUCUAUAUAUUUUAUAGUAUCUACUUCCCCCUGGUGUGUAUAUAUAUAUACAGAUAUAUAAAUACCAGGCCCGUAUAUCCAAUAAUGACUCUUCCUGAAACCUUUUUAAACGUUCAGAUUUCAGAUGUUAAACGUUUCUUUGCGGUAAACUGAGACAAAGAUUCUGUUUGUUUAUGAGCAAAAAAAGCAAAUGUUGAUGAUUGUAAUCAUAUUAUUUUUCAGAUGCACUCUUUUUAUACAUGGGAGAUCCUGAUGUUAUAAUAAACUGAAAAAGUUGGCUCA
Molecule: messenger RNA, 4532 nt
Organism: Siniperca chuatsi (mandarin fish)
Lineage: Eukaryota; Metazoa; Chordata; Actinopteri; Centrarchiformes; Sinipercidae
Gene: znf395a
Product: zinc finger protein 395a
Exons: 10
Coding region: 364-1665 (433 amino acids)
Biological process (GO): regulation of transcription by RNA polymerase II
Cellular component (GO): nucleus
Molecular function (GO): DNA-binding transcription factor activity; RNA polymerase II cis-regulatory region sequence-specific DNA binding
Source: RefSeq, a predicted model, not a curated record